Messenger RNA from Pistacia vera, 971 nucleotides. Its product is annotated as elongator complex protein 5-like. Gene Ontology annotation, cellular component: nucleus; cytosol; elongator holoenzyme complex. The record is from RefSeq and is a predicted model, not a curated record. Bases 95 to 733 code for a protein of 212 amino acids. Lineage: Eukaryota; Viridiplantae; Streptophyta; Magnoliopsida; Sapindales; Anacardiaceae. Gene Ontology annotation, biological process: tRNA wobble uridine modification. The transcript is spliced from 7 exons. Gene Ontology annotation, molecular function: tRNA binding.
AGGGCUUUCGUUUUGAAAGUUUUUGUUCGUGUUUGCAGGAUUGGUUGGACAAGGGAAAGGUCGUUUCUUUGUUGCCAUUGACUUGGUAAGUGAAAUGUUAAGACAUGCAUCUAUAACAUCAGUUGCAGGCCUUCUAAGCAACCUUCGUAGCCAUGAUCAAGUUUCUAGUAUCUUUUGGUUGUUACAUUCAGAUCUUCAUGAAGCCAGGGUCACCGCUGUUCUUGAAUAUUUAUCCUCAAUUGUUGCCAGCCUGGAACCAUUUACAAGAUCUACAAUUGCACAAAGAGGUGAUUUAGAGAAUCUCUCUUUGCUUGAGCAGAACUUUAGGAAAGGAAAGUUUAAUGUUCGGUUCAAGCGAAGGAACGGGCGUGUUCGAGUUAUGUGUGAAGAAUUACUUGUGGAGCUGUCAGGCAUCAACUUUACGUCUGUUUCGUUGUCUGAAGAUGAAAUAAUUAAUCAACGCCUUUUGCCAAAGGUGCAGUUCAAUCUUGAGCUAUCAGAGAAGGAGCGAACUGAAAGGGCCAAGGUUGUGCUUCCAUUUGAGCACCAAGGAAAUGGUGAACCAAUACAAAUUUAUGAUGGUCGAAGGUCUCUCAAUGAGGAGACACUUGUUUCAACUCAGAGUUUGCAGACAGAUGAGAGCUCUGACAAGGGUCAGAUAAUAUAUUUUCGGGAUUCAGAUGAUGAGAUGCCAGAUUCAGAUGAGGACCCAGAUGAUGAUUUGGAUAUAUAAAAAUGUUUGCCUCGAUCGCUUUUGUGGAUUAAUACCAAAGUUCCCAACUUGCACAACGGAAAGAGAGUUCGCCCACUGGAUUGCAGUCCUCGCAAGUUUUGCAUAAUUCAGAAAUGUAAGGCUCCUUCAUUUGUGAUUAUGCACUUCUUUUUUCUGCCUAUUGAAUAAAAAUAAUAUGAAUUAGGUGCGGUAGUUGAGUCGGCUCUUCCAUUAGAAGCAGCAUCAUUUUAAAAUUUGA